GCCGGUCGUCGAAUGCGCUUCCAGGCGCCAGCUCCUACGCCUUCUAUGAUGCGGUAGUAACGCGUAUUGGGCCGUGCAGCUCACCAUCAGCACUUCGCAAUUUCGAUCCACCCGCCAUGACCCAGAAUCCGUGGACGCUCAACACCCUCCCGGUCAUUGGCACGGCGACGACCGACGGCUGCCUCUGCCAAGCGUGCAAGGAGAACAUCUCGCAAGGCGACAUCCGCGUCGGCCUCAUCUUCCACCACCUCAACGGGUACAUUGCGCUCGACUGGCACCACUUGACGUGCUGCGAGAACCCGUGGCAUCUCCCGACGCUCGAGGGCUUUGAUCUUCUCAACGACAAGGAGAAAACUCAAGUGCACGCGUUCAUCAAGCAGAGCAAGGUCGGCGCGUAAAACCGCACGUCAUGCUCUCGUGUCUUUGUUGUCUGUCCGUGCGCGUUGCUGUCGCGUCCAAAACUUGUUAUUUAAACUGUGAAAUGUACUGCCUGCAUGCAAGUGUAAACUCGA
Molecule: messenger RNA, 512 nt
Organism: Saprolegnia diclina VS20
Lineage: Eukaryota; Oomycota; Saprolegniomycetes; Saprolegniales; Saprolegniaceae
Exons: 1
Coding region: 117-398 (93 amino acids)
Molecular function (GO): DNA binding; zinc ion binding
Source: RefSeq, a predicted model, not a curated record